Molecule: messenger RNA, 4039 nt
Organism: Engraulis encrasicolus (European anchovy)
Lineage: Eukaryota; Metazoa; Chordata; Actinopteri; Clupeiformes; Engraulidae
Gene: pitrm1
Product: pitrilysin metallopeptidase 1
Exons: 28
Coding region: 138-3221 (1027 amino acids)
Biological process (GO): protein processing
Cellular component (GO): mitochondrial matrix
Molecular function (GO): metalloendopeptidase activity; metal ion binding
Source: RefSeq, a predicted model, not a curated record
UGAAGCUAUAGCUAUUUGUGUUGUUUGUGUAUUGAUAUAGUGUUAAGUGUUUUUGCCUAUCUCAGUGCACAAGUUUUCUUUUAGAGGUCGGAGUUGGCGAGAGAAAGGGAUUGAGAGAACCAGCGAGAGAUUGAAAGAUGUUCAAAUACGGAGCGAGGUUGUAUCGUCGCUUCCGUGACUUAAGUGUUGUAGGUCGAUGUCGGAGUUCGUCUUUGUCUUCAGCUCCAGAGAGAGCGCUGCAAUACUCCAUCGGACAGAAGAUUCAUGGAUUCACCGUCACUGAGGUGACCUCUGUUCCUGAUCUUUUCCUCACUGCCGUCAAACUUGAGCAUGACGCCACUGGAGCAAAAUAUCUUCACGCGGCCCGCGAUGAUGCUAACAACCUCUUCAGUGUCCAGCUCCGCACCACUCCUAUGGAUAGCACCGGGGUGCCUCACAUUUUGGAACACACCGUCCUCUGCGGCUCUGAACGGUUUCCGUGUCGUGAUCCCUUCUUCAAGAUGCUCAACAGAUCCCUCUCUACGUUCAUGAACGCAUUCACAGCCAGUGACUACACCAUGUAUCCCUUCUCCACCCAGAACCCCAAAGACUUCCAGAAUCUUCUCUCUGUCUACCUGGACGCCGUCUUCUUCCCCUGCCUAAGAGAACAAGACUUCUGGCAGGAGGGAUGGCGCUUGGAGAACGCAGACACGCAGGAUCCCUCAUCCCCUCUGGUCUUCAAAGGGGUGGUCUUUAACGAGAUGAAGGGAGCAUUCUCAAAUAAUGAGCAGUUGUAUGCUCAGCACCUCCAAAACUUGCUGUUACCGGACCACACAUAUGCCCACGUGUCUGGAGGGGAACCGUUAGCCAUCACAGACCUGACCUGGCAACAGCUGAAGGAGUUUCAUCAGACACACUAUCACCCCAGCAACGCAAGGUUUUUCACAUAUGGAGAUCUGCCAUUGGAGCAGCACCUGCAGCAGAUAGAGGAGGAGGCUCUCUCUCGAUUCCAGAAGAUACAGCCUGACACGGCCGUGCCCGCACAGUCACCAUGGAACACACCGAGAGAAGCGAGUGUGUGCUGUGGACCCGAUGCCAUGGCUCCCGAUCCCGCCAAGCAACACACACUCACAGUCAGCUACCUACUGGGAGACAUUACUGACGUGUUUGAGAGCUUCGUCCUGAAUCUCUUGUCGUCGCUAAUGGUGACGGGUCCCAACUCUCCGUUCUACCGCACACUGGUCGAACCCGGGAUUGGCUCCGACUUCUCCUCCUUGGUGGGGUAUGAUGGCAGUACGCGUAAUGCAUCCUUUAGCGUUGGUCUUCAGGGGAUAUCCGUGGAUGACGCAGAUCGCGUGAAGCGAAUCAUUGACGAGACCGUAGAUGACAUCAUAGUUAAAGGGUUUGAGGAGGAGCGGAUCGAGGCUCUGCUGCACAGGAUCGAGAUUCAGAUGAAACACCAGUCGUCAAGCUUUGGACUCGCUCUGGCGUCUUACAUUGCGUCCUCUUGGAAUCAUGACGGGGAUCCAGUGGAGCUUCUGCGUAUCAGUCAGAACGUUGAGAGAUUCCGACAAGAAGUCUCCAACAACCCAGCGUUCCUCCAGGACAAAGUCCGACACUAUUUCAAGGACAACACCCACAAGUUGACGCUUUCCAUGUCGCCAGACGAGGGCUACGUUUCCAAGUUGGCUGACGCUGAGAGUGUGAAACUCGCCCAGAAGGUGGAGCAGCUCUCUGAAGAAGACCGCAAGGAGAUUCACCAGAAAGGUCUGGAGCUCUUGUCUAUGCAGACUGCUGUCCAGGACGCCUCGUGUCUCCCUGCUCUGCAAGUCAGUGACAUCCAGCCCACCAUCAAACCCACACACCUGGAGAUGGGGACCGCAGGUGGUGUUCCCGUGCAGUAUUGUGAGCAGCCUACUAACGGCAUGGUGUACUUCAGAGCGUUUUCUCAUCUCAACACGCUGCCAGAAGACCUGAAACCCUAUGUGCCUCUAUUCUGCAGCGUCAUCACCAAGAUGGGCUGUGGAGACAUGGACUAUAAGCAGCAGUCUCAGCAGAUGGAGUUGAGGACAGGAGGCAUGUCCAUCUCACCCCAGAUACUGCCAGACCACACACACAUGGACACCUACGAACAGGGGAUUCUGUUAACCUCGUCCUGUCUGGAGAGAAACGUGGAGGAGAUGUUUCACCUUUGGAGCGACAUCUUCAACAGUCCGCAUUUCGACGACAUAGAACGUUUCCGGGUGCUGGUCAUGUCAUCAGCUCAAGAGCUGGCCAAUGGGAUCUCGUACUCGGGUCAUGUGAUGGCGAUGACUCAUGCCGCUCGAACCCUCAGCCCGGCCGCUGAGCUGCAGGAGACAUUUCAUGGCAUGGAGCAGGUGAAGUUUAUGAAGCAAAUGGCAGAGACUCCGGACUUGCCGUCAGUGUUGCGCAAACUGGCUCGCAUUAGGAGGCACCUGCUCAACCCAGACAACAUCAGGUGUGCGGUGAACGCCGCCCCAGACAAGAUGGCCGCCGUGGCCGUCCAGACAGAGAGGUUCAUGGGUAAUGUGGCGGGAACCAGGAAGCAGCGCAAAUCCGUACGACCGCACCUGAUACAGAGACCCCUGGACCCAUCAGCAGAUCCCUCAUCCUCAUCAGCCACACGCACCCUAAUCUCAGAGCCCCAUUUCCAAGCGUGUCAGAUGAAGACUCACUACCAGCUGCCAUUCCCAGUCAACUUUGCCAGCGAGUGUGUCAGAACGGUGCCAUUCACACACCCCGACUACGCCAGUCUGUGUGUGCUGUCGCGCUUGAUGUCGUCCAAGUUCCUUCAUGGCGAGAUCAGAGAGAGGGGCGGGGCUUAUGGAGGCGGAGCCAGGAUGGGAGGAGGUGGACUCUAUUCAUUCUACUCUUACAGGGACCCCAACUCCACUGCUACCUUGGCGGCGUUCCGGAAAGGCGUGGAUUGGGCGCGCGAGGGGACGUUCACCCAGCAGGACAUUGACGAAUCAAAACUCUCUGUUUUCUCCCAAGUGGACGCCCCUGUGGCGCCGUCUGACAAAGGUCUGAGUGUCUUCCUGUCCGGUCUGAGUGACUCGAUGAAGCAGGAGCAUCGAGAACGACUUUUUGCUGUAACACACACCCAGCUAGUGGACGCAGCCGGCAGGUAUCUGGGCGUGGGCCAGAGUGUGUGUGCGUCGGCCAUCUUGGGCCCAGAGAACGCCGAGCUCAGCAAAGACCCCUCCUGGAUCCGCAAAUAGGACUCUUAAUUUGCAACAAACACACACACAUACAGGAAGUGAUGUCACACCCCAACAGGAAACUGGCUUUACAUUUUCAUCAAUGACCAGUGGCGCAGCCGGUUUACAUACAACCUAUUUUAAUCAUGCCUGCAGUUCACCUAAGGACGCUGUCAAGAGAACGCAGCCCAUUCAUUCUGAAUGGAGUCUGCACUCCUCCGUUGGCGCCCCUAGAGUGCAUUACCACCCAGAAAAGUGGCGAGUCUCUCUGCCAGCGGGUUCUCAAAGUGCUCGAGGGACCUCCAGUGACAUUACCUUUGACCUCCGGUGACAUUUCCAAGACAAGCUAGCAUAGGCUAUAUUUGUUACAUUAUUAUGAUUAUAAUUAUUAUUAUGCAGAGGCAAGCAUAUACUGUAUUUGUGACAUGGUUAGAAGGAUUUAAUUUCAAUAAAUCAUUCUAUCACUACAAACACGAUGGGCCGGUAAUUUACAUAAAAAUAAGCCUGAAUUUGUAGCAACAAGAAACUCUUGACAUGUACCAAACUGUGUACUGCUCCACUCGACUUGUUCCUUGGUCUGAAUAAGUUUGACAUACACAAACCUGGAGCCUUCUGGAUUCUCAAAUAAUACUUUUAAUUUGCAACACAAACACAGAGGAAGUGGCGUCAUACUCAUAGCCAACUCAGAAAGGUUGUCACACACAAUAGGAAGAGGAUUGAAGAUUCUCAUCAAAGGACCAUAUACUCUGGACAAGAAUGAUGAUCUUGAAGCGACAUCGUUCCAUUCCUGGAAAUAAGCUAAUUUAACACCUCCCUUUCAACUAAAUAAUCGAGCUUUA